This is a messenger RNA of Aspergillus nomiae NRRL 13137, 645 nucleotides long. RefSeq lists its product as uncharacterized. Lineage: Eukaryota; Fungi; Ascomycota; Eurotiomycetes; Eurotiales; Aspergillaceae. The transcript has a single exon. The record is from RefSeq and is a predicted model, not a curated record. Bases 1 to 645 code for a protein of 214 amino acids.
AUGGUUGACGCCGCCUACCGCAUUCCUGGGACGAGCAUGGCCUACAUUUGGUCUGGCACCAACUACAUCAAAGUCAACUUUACCCCUGGUAAGGUCGACAGUGUGCUGAGAGACACAGCCUCUAUUCGCUCUACGUGGAAGUCCCUUAAUAAAGCGGGAUUUGGCACUGUUGAUGCCGUGGUACCAGUACCAGACACCGAGAGCAGCAUUUAUGUCUUCUCUGGAGCCAAAUACCUCCGACUGAAACUAGAUCUUAACACAUGGGAGGAUACCUUGGAAUAUGGUGAACCCAGCCUUAUAGUGUCGAGCUGGAAGUCCCUGAAAAAGGUUGGUUUUGAUAGAGUGGACGCGGCAAUGGUUGUCCCAGGGUCAAAGAAAAAUAUAUAUUUCUUCCGGGGUUUGGAAUGGGUAGAUGUGAGCGUGGACGAUACGAUCAUCUCGCAGGGCACAAUUGCCGAGUCAUGGCCAUCUCUCGUUCAAGCUGGCUUCGACACAGUUGACGCGAUUCUUCCAAACAAUGAUGAUACCUAUUACUUUUUCUCCGGGGAUCAGUUCGCACGAAUUAAGAUGCCCAAAGACGAGGACACCCUGGUUUCGAAACCGGAGUCCAUCAGUUCGAGAAAUACACUUAAGCACUGGGUCUAG